AAAGUCCUUUUUGGCGCCACCUUCACUCCGUAUUCCGCAUCGUCCGCCUCGCCCCCUUUCGACGCCAACGAUGCCGACGGAGCUGUCUCCGAUCAAGUCCAAGCGGAUGGAGGAGAAGGCCUCUCUCCAGAAACUCAACUCCCGUCUGGAGAUGUAUGUGCUGGGUGUGAACGAGUUGGAAGGAGCCAAACAUGCAGCCGAGAGGGAGCUGGAGACUAUCAGACAGCGUAUGCAGCUCGAGCUUGAGAGCGUGCGCUCCAGGCUGACCAAGGAGCUGGAGGAAACUCGCAAGAAACUGAACGAUGAGAUCGACCAGAAUGCGAAGCUGCAGACACUGGAACAGGAACAACACAAGGAGCUAGUGAAGCUCCGAGCCCAGCAGACAGAGCUGGGAGAAGCCAAGGUUUUAGUGGAGACGCUGCGAGUGCAGCUGGACAGAGAGAAGGCCAAUGCUGUAUCAGCCAAGGAGACGCUCUCGGAGCAGACUACGCAGCUCAACUUGGCCAGACGUCGCGUGAAGGAACUGGAGCGUGAACUUCGUGGGCAUUCGGCAGCACUGGGCGACGCAACAAAAGAGCUGGAGGAACUACGCAAGAAGAGCGUGGACUUUGACUUGACGAGAGAUGCAGAGCUGACCAAGUUACGACGCGAGUGGACAGCUAAGCACUUGGAGGCACAGGCACAGUGGAAGAAAGACGCAGAGGACCGACUGCAGUCGAUGGAGAUGGAAGUACGAAGCCACUUUGAAAGCGUCUCGGGUAGUCUGCAGACUCAGUUGGAUGACGUGCGAACUGAGCUGGAGAGCACCAAGACGGAGCUGGAUCGGACGGCCAAUGACUAUGAAGAGAGCUUGAAGGCCCGACAGUCGCUUACUGAGAAGGUGGCUCAGCUGGAGCGUGAGUACCGUGAAGUGCGAUCCAAGGCGACCAAGGACCGUAAAGCUUACGAAGAAACGCUGGAGAGAUUCCGGUCGUCUAAAGUGGCUAAGGAGCGUGAGUUUAAUGAGCUGAUGGAUGUCAAGAUCGCUUUGGAUGCUGAGAUUAUGAAGUACCGACGCAUCUUGGACCGUGAGGAAAGUCGAGUGGCCGUAGCUACGCCCAAUACAAAGGGCCGCAAGCGGAAGAGCGAGAGCUCGAACGGCACUUCGUCGAAGCGAGCAAAGCGUGCGAUUAUCGAGACAGAAACGUUUUCAUCUUCAGCGUCGGCGGUGCAAAUUGCGUCGAUGAACUUGGAGAAGGACCGUAUCGUGAUCAAAAACUCUAGCAGUGAUCCUGUGCCUCUAGGCGGCUGGGUCGUGCGUGCCCAGAUGGACCAGAUUUUCCGCUUCCCGGCGACCUAUGUGAUGCGACCACAGUCGACGCUGACAGUGCAUUCCAGCAAGAGAAACAAAAACGCGAAGAACGAGCGGAAGAAAGGCGAAGACUCGUUUCUGGCCAACAAGUUCACGCUUAACCCGAAGGGCGACUUUGUCGUCCUAGUGAACUCGGAUGACAUUCCUGUGAGCAUGAUGAGCGAAGGACUACCCGCAGAGGAGGUUCGGGCGAUUGAGGCAGAACUCCGCGCAGAUUUUAUGGACGACGAGGUCCCUCCCUCUGGAAACUGCGGCAUGAUGUAGAGCAGGCAAAAAGCAACUGAAAAUGACGCAAGCAAGAGAAGAAGACUCGAAAAAGGCCCCUUUUGCGUGUGAUAGCCCCACCUUUCUUGGAAAACUGCUUGCCGUAAUAAAAGCAAUAACUCACUCUUUUAACUUUAUUUUUUUUAUACAGAUCAAGAAGACAUUACCGGAACUGUCAGAUGCUGCUGACUGUAUUUGAGGUCGAUCACAACUAGUAUGUCCGAAUGGCUCGAUGCUUCGAUUUAAUUUCAUGACUGCUGGACGCAUAAGACGCUUGGGUUGUUACCUGCGCUGCUGUUGCGGUUGGAGCACACUUACAGUGAAAGUGCUAGCUUGGCUACAUUUUUCGACAAUGAUACGUGACGCUGUCCUGGUAAGAUGCAAGAAUGUGGAGUAUUGCGACUGCGCCAUCUCUCGUGAGCGAACAUCGAGGCAACACAGUGAUCCUACCACUGAGAGCUCGUCGCGACUGAAAAUGGGAAAGCCGGCGUAAAACUGGAUGCCAUAGUCGGCUACAAAGUUCAAGUUGCAGAAGCGGAUGUCAGCCUCCGG
Molecule: messenger RNA, 2167 nt
Organism: Phytophthora nicotianae INRA-310
Lineage: Eukaryota; Oomycota; Peronosporomycetes; Peronosporales; Peronosporaceae
Exons: 4
Coding region: 71-1615 (514 amino acids)
Source: RefSeq, a predicted model, not a curated record